AUGGACGAACCGACCGAACCGGGUGACCGUCGCAACGACUCGCCCCCGACCCCGCACGACUUCGACCCUCGUGCUUACGCGCCGGACGAUGAUAAGGACUCCCCCGCGUCGACUCCUCCCCCCAGAGUCCCGCACCCUUCCGCUUCUUUGCCCAUGGACCCCUACGCAUACGUGUCGGAUGACGACAAGGACGCCCCGGCGCCGCGUGUUCGCCGCAGACCGUCCCGCCUUUUCCCCUUCCAGCCGGUCGUACCCCUUGGGUACGUCUCGGAGAAUGACGAGCGUCCCAAAGACGCGACGCUUGGCGUCACCGCCGAGAAGACCGACGAGGAGAACAAGGGCGAGAACAACGACGACGAGGACGAGGACGAGAACGACGGCGAGGACCACGAUGAGAACCAGAACGACGACGAAAAUGACGACGAGCCAGGAGCGCUGUCCGAUGCGCAUGAAGAGAACGCGGAGGAGAACGGGGGCGCCGACGAUCCUGAUGGUAAUUUCAACGAGUCUGUCGACAACAACGGCAAUGCGGGCAAUGAGAGACCUGAGUGCCAUGAUCGCCCACCCCAUACCGGCCUACCCAUCAACGGUGUCCCUCACUUUGAUGCACCCAGCCAGCAACGGUACCAACCGACCGUCGCCAACUCAUGGCGAGAGGAUUGGUACUACAGCACUCUCUUCGAACUUUUCGAGCAGUACUUUCGCCUCCGCGCCCGACUGCCCAACAUUUUGCCUCAUUUGCAGCCCGUUGCGCCGCCAUCCACCUUCAUGCAAACCACCCCCGUUCCCGGUGCCGGUGGCCGGCUGUGUUAUAACAUGGCCGCACGCGAAACAUUGAUGGACGCUAUCAUCAGCCGGGUGGCGGACAUGGGUAUGGACCUCCUCCACACCAUCGAGAAGGUCGCCACUCGCACUCGUGUCGACCCAGACGAUGGAGACCCGUUCGGUCACCCUUACACCCACGCCCCCCAGAGCCGCCCAUGGGGGGAUAUUCCGACGGCGCUCUUGCAAGACCCUCGGGCCGCUCCGGAGGAGCCGUCCGAUGAUCAUGAAGUGCGCUCGCUUUCCCCAAGCCAAGACACUUCGCAGACCGUCGUCAAUGGUGUCGGCGGGCAGCCACUUCGCCCGGCUCAUCCUAUGCCUGAUGGGGAGCGUUUUGUCAUCCAACGUGUGAUUCCUUGGCUUGAUUCCAUUGAAUGGCCAGACGAUCCUGUGGUUGAGGAGUGGGCGCGAAAGCUUCAGUGGGCGUUUCUCCAAGGCCAAAAGGUGCACUUUGAACGCCUGCUAUACCAACUGGAGGUUGGUUUGGGCGACAAUCUUCGACCUCACGGCAUCGGUCUGCGGCGACUCUGGGAGGAGUUCGUCAAGCACAACAGUCCUUCCGCCGAGAACAACCUUCCACUCCCGCCUGUGGAACAUGGUCCGCCUCGAACCGCCAACCCUUUCCGUUCCGAUACCCACCCUCGAAACUCGAGCCCGCAGCACGAUCUCGACUUUUCAAACGAACACCACCACCACCGGCACCGGCGCACCCCUCUUCCUGAGCUUCGGGAAGAGCCCGAAUCAGAUGAGUGGGAAGGAGAGGCUUGGUCUGAGCCUCGAGCGCACGCGAACGGGUCUGCCGGAGGUGCGGAGGGGAGGUCCACCGAAAUGCAGCUGGUGUAUUAUCCAAACAGGCCGAGGCCCGCGACACGGCCUAUCCGCGACGAUCCGCCAGACGAAGGGGAGCCUCCGCUACUUCAUACAACCACUGGCACCAUUCCCACCGCUCCUAAUAGCCCUACUUGGCAGCCAGCAAGCCACGGCGCAAGCGAGGAGACUGCAUCGCGCAAUGACUCUGCAUCCCCACCGAUUCCCCGCUACUUCGAGUACACUCAUGCGGACGAAAACAGGCGCCCCGAGCUCUCGGGAAGCACACAGCAGCCCUACGCCGAGCCUGAGACGGCACCGUCGCAGCACGAAGCCCGCCCGCGUACUGCAAGAGGCACCUUCACCUACGGCACCUCGUCCGUCCAGCAAAUGCCGCCAGCUUCCACACGUCACACCACACCCGCGCCCCAGAAUGGCCGCACUUAUGAGGAAGUACCAGCGGACUCAGAGCAGCCUUCACCGAAACGGACGUGGUGGGACCCCCGCACACCCAGUGCACGCUCGCCAAUUCGCACAAACAGGACGCCUCCUCCACUUCCAAGGAGGGCGAUUGCCACCGGCCGGAACGGCUCUCCACGACUUGUCACGAUCCGCCCUGUCAGCGAGAUUGGGCCUGAAGCUGCACAGGCGCGCGAGGCGAAGCGGAAGCGCUCACCCUCUACUGAGGUGGACGAGCCUCUCGCCAAGCGCCCAUCUACGCAGGCCAACCGUCCCGAGCCGCUGUGGCGAGCGACUGGUCCUCGCGAACGGGCCUCUUCCAUCGCUCCAAGCGCCAAUGGACGUAGGGCCAAUGGACGUAGGCGCAAUGGACGUAGCGGCAGCCGCAACCCGGCAACUUGGGAACCGCCUCUGCGCAUCAAGCUAGAGCCGGUGGAGGAGCAUCCUCCUCCGCUGCGCCGCCGCAGCCCCAUCCCCCUUCCCAGCGAACACGAGGCAAGCGACGAGUCCAGCCCCGAGCCCAGUCCCAGCAAAGCGGCCAGGGGGAAGCGCAAAGCCCCCUCUAGCGAUGAGGACAUCAAACCGGACGUGAGCGAGCUAAGUGAGCCCGAUGCGCCCGUCCAACCCCGCCGGUUCUGGCGCGUGAGCGGCGCGCCGACCCCGCCCGCCAUGGGAACGCCGUCCAGCGAUCGCCCCAUUGCCAGCAUUCCUUCCGCGCGCCGUUCACCCAGCACUGUCGUCCUGCCCGGCACGAUCCGCGAUGUGCACCGACAGACGCGACCGCCCGUCUCUUGGCGACCAUCUGCACCAGCGGGGCCGUCCGACAGGUCGGCCCGCUCUCGUGCCCAGUCUCCCGAGCCACCGGCUCAGCUAGCACCCAUUCCUGCCAGUCCUGCCAGUCCUCCAAAGCGCCGCGCAUCCAUGCGCCUUCUGGAGCGCGAGGCAAAGCGACAGCGAACUGCGACGCUGGCACUUGCGCCAGUGCCUGAGACUGCGGCUGGGCGGAGUGGUCCUCGUCGGAGGCUCAGCUUUCUGGACAAGUUGCCAGCCAUGUUGGGAGGAAAGAAGGGCACCAAGAAGGACAAGAAGGAGGACAACAAAGAUGAUAAGAAGGCCGACAAGAAGGGGACAAAGAAGGGAGCGAAGGACAAGGGCAAGUAGUGUUUCUCCAGACCGGAGUUGUUUGGCUGACCGCUGGACGGCGGCCCUGUUUGUACGAGACUGAGACAUAGAGAAUGUAGUGC
This is a messenger RNA of Cutaneotrichosporon oleaginosum, 3332 nucleotides long. RefSeq lists its product as uncharacterized. The record is from RefSeq and is a predicted model, not a curated record. NCBI's taxonomy places the organism in Eukaryota, Fungi, Basidiomycota, Tremellomycetes, Trichosporonales, Trichosporonaceae.